Rhopalosiphum maidis (corn leaf aphid) is the source of this 1445-nucleotide messenger RNA. RefSeq lists its product as uncharacterized. The record is from RefSeq and is a predicted model, not a curated record. The transcript is spliced from 7 exons. Lineage: Eukaryota; Metazoa; Arthropoda; Insecta; Hemiptera; Aphididae. The coding region runs from base 714 to 1445 and encodes 243 amino acids.
UUUUAGCAGUAGAACACACUUAACCAGUAGUGUCGGUGCAGCUCUAACACACAUUCAUAUAUAUAUAUAUUUAUAUUAACUUAUGUAUAAUUUUUUUUUUAUAAAAAAAAUAUAAUAAUAAUAAUUUAGCUGACCUAUUUUCGUCUUAACUGUUUUCCACAAAACACAAUAUAAAAUAUAUAUACAUCGAGUUUAUCAUGCGAUACAAUUCACGUGCUUAGCAUAAAAUCGUUGUCGUGUCUUCUCUCCUGCGAGGAUUACGCGUCGUUUUCAAAUUCGUACGUAAUACAAAUUACAAUCGACGCAAUAACGAUCCGAUUAAAUAUCAAAACAACACAAUUGUUACAAAAGUAUAUUUGUAUUAGUAUUGUUGUUAUUAUUAUCAUUACUAUUUUCAACAACUCCCGCCUUAUAUUGUAAUUAUACAUAUUUUUAGCCGUAUCGUAGAUGAUAUAAAUUGUGUAGUAAUAUCUAUAAAAUUACCAAUAUAACAUAUAUAUAUAUAUAUAAAUAUAAAUUUAAUUACAUAUAAUAUAUAUAGAAUAACUCGAUUAGUGAAUCACAUCAAUAUAUAUAUAUAUAUAUAUAUAUCAAUAUAAGUAAAUAAGACACGCGAAAGAAGCUGAUAAAUCCGCUACGAUAGACCGUAGAUAAAGCUUGCUGUCAAAGUCGUCCAAACAGCUUUCAAAAUUAACCGCUCACGAGAAAGGGGUAUGGGCAAAGGAGAUAAAAAACCGACGUCCCAGAAUAGUGCUGGUUCGAAUAUUGUGGGCAAGUUUACUCAGAGUGUCAGACGAAUAGUACAAGACGUCAAGGACGAAGGCACUGCUAGCGGUCAGACUAAAGAAGAAGUCAUAGAAACAAAUGAAAGAUUGAGAGCAGUACGAAUUCGUUUGGAAGAAUCCUAUGAUACGGCUAAAAAGUCACUCAUUACACUAAUGACUAAGUACACAGAGAGUAAGUCAACGCGAAAUGUCUUCCAAAGGUAUAAUCUUCUGAAGGCUAUGAUUAAGGAAGUUAUCCGGUUGGAAACACAAUAUUGGACACUGGUCGAGAUACCUAAACAAGAGAAACAAGAGACGGUACCGUCAUUCGUGCUUAGGGCGUGUGGGAUUGUGGAAAAAUCGCAAAAGUCUGGUGAAGGUGUCAAGUCUACGGCUAAAUUAGCUGAAGAGGAUGAAAAGAAACGAGAACGUAUUGAUAGACUUUGUGACAUGACGACAGCUCAAAUUGAAGCAGAGAAUACACAAAUGACAAACGACCUUUACCGAUUGUUAAAGAAAUACACUGGUCUAAGAAAUCUUAUAAGAGAACUGAAGGUAGAAUACGUCAACUCAAAAGUGUACCCGAUAUUUCCACGUUACAAUAUACUGAAAGACUUAAUAAAGGACAUCAUGCAUCAUCAGGAAUACAUGGAAGUCUGCCACGAAGUUGAUGCUGUAUAA